Molecule: messenger RNA, 2668 nt
Organism: Rhinopithecus roxellana (golden snub-nosed monkey)
Lineage: Eukaryota; Metazoa; Chordata; Mammalia; Primates; Cercopithecidae
Gene: ADAMTSL5
Product: ADAMTS like 5
Exons: 13
Coding region: 881-2326 (481 amino acids)
Biological process (GO): extracellular matrix organization
Cellular component (GO): extracellular matrix
Molecular function (GO): metalloendopeptidase activity; protein binding
Source: RefSeq, a predicted model, not a curated record
AGGACCAGGGGAGGGAGCUGUGACCGGGGACGGGGACCCCGGCGGGACGCAAUCCGGGCGUCGGUGGGGCAGGGGCAGCGCCUGGGACUCCCAGACCCAGAGCAGGGUGACCUCGGUUCGCGCACAUUCCCAGGCCCUGAGCGCGGCGCCCGGAAUAGCAGCCCCAGGGUAGAGGGAGGCGGUCAGUCCCCGCGCCGCGCCCCCGCCCGAGACUGCCAAGGUCACCGGGACCCGGGCGCCCGACACUAGCCCGCGGCUCCGGGGCCCCUGCGCUUCGGCAGUCCCCUGCCGCAGAUCCGCGCCCGCCGCGCGAGGGCGCCCGGGGCCGCCGCCCCUCCUGACCCGGGCCUGGGCGCGCCUGCGGAGGACGCGGUGGGAGGGGCCGCCCCAGUCUCGCACCCGCCCGGCACCUCGGGCCCCGCCGCUUCCGCUCGCCCUGGGGCCGCUCAGGGAGCCGGGACGCGCUGCCUGGGCUCCGCGCAGUCGGCCGGGGUCACGAGGAGGGUGUGGAUGGCAAGUGACUUCAUCCCUGCCCGACAGAUGGAGAAACUAAGGCCCAGAGAGGCAGUCAGCUUCCUCCCCUUCCCUGCUCCAGCCUCAGCAGUGGCCCCUUCCCUCCACGGGCCGCCCCGGCGCUCAGUCCCACCCCCUCCGCUGAUGAGGCCAUGAGGCACCGACUGGAUCCGGGCCAAGUCACCCCUCCCUGUCCCAUCCCCAAUCCGGGGGGCUCUCUGCUGUGUGGAAGCUGAGGGAGCCCUGGGGCCACGGUGCAGCUGGGGGCCUCUUCCAGGGACCCAACUCCUGAUCCAGCCUCUGCUGGCCGUACCUUCUGCAGUGUCACAGAAUCAUGGACUGAAUCCACUCGGCCCCCACUGCACAGAUGGGGAAACUGAGGCCUGGGAGAGUGGAGUGGCUGGCCUCAGUCCACACGGAAAGGCCCCGCCUCUUCCAGAACCUCCUGCUCCUCCUGUGGGCCCUGCUGAACUGCGGUUUGGGGGUCAGUGCUCAGGGUCCGGGUGAAUGGACCCCGUGGGUGUCCUGGACCCGCUGCUCCAGCUCCUGCGGGCGUGGCGUCUCCGUGCGCAGCCGGCGCUGCCUCCGGCUUCCUGGGGAAGACCCGUGCUGGGGAGACUCCCAUGAGUACCGCCUCUGCCAGUUACCAGACUGCCCCCCAGGAGCUGUGCCCUUCCGAGACCUACAGUGUGCCCUGUACAAUGGCCGCCCUGUCCUGGGCACCCAGAAGACCUACCAGUGGGUGCCCUUCCAUGGGGCGCCCAACCAGUGUGACCUAAACUGCCUGGCCCAGGGGCACGCCUUCUACCACAGCUUCGGCCGCGUCCUGGAUGGCACCGCCUGUAGCCCAGGUGCCCAGGGGGUCUGCGUGGCUGGACGCUGCCUUAGCGCCGGCUGUGAUGGGUUGCUGGGCUCGGGUGCCCUCGAGGACCGCUGCGGCCGCUGUGGAGGCGCCAACGACUCGUGCCUUUUCGUGCAGCGCGUGUUUCGUGACGCCGGUGCCUUCGCUGGGUACUGGAACGUGACCCUGAUCCCCGAGGGCGCCAGACACAUCCGCGUGGCGCACCGGAGCCGCAACCACCUGGCGCUGAUGGGGGGCGAUGGGCGCUACGUGCUUAACGGGGACUGGGCGGUCAGCCCGCCGGGGACCUACGAGGCGGCUGGCACGCAUGUGGUCUACACCCGUGACACAGGACCUCAGGAGACAUUGCAAGCAGCCGGGCCCACCUCCCACAACCUGCUCCUACAGGUCCUCCUGCAGGAGCCCAACCCUGGCAUCGAGUUUGAGUUCUGGCUCCCUCAGGAGCGCUACAGCCCCUUCCAGGCUCGGGUGCAGGCCCUGGGCUGGCCCCUGCAGCAGCCGCAGCCCCGGGAGGUGGAGCCUCAGCCCCCCGCAGCCCCUGCUGUCAUCCCUGCACGGACCCCAACCCUGGCCCCAGACCUCUGCCCACCCUGCCCUGACACCCGAGGCCGCGCCCACCGACUGCUCCACUAUUGCGGCAGUGACUUUGUGUUCCAGGCCCGAGUGCUGGGCCGCCACCGCCAGGCCCAGGAGACCCGCUACGAGGUGCGCAUACAGCUCGUCUACAAGAACCGCUCGCCACUGCGGGCCCGCGAGUACGUGUGGGCGCCAGGCCACUGCCCCUGCCCGAUGCUGGCACCCCACCGGGACUACCUGCUGGCUGUCCAGCGCCUUGUGAGCCCCAACGGCACACAGGACCGGCUGCUGCUGCCCCAUGCCGGCUACGCCCGGCCCUGGAGCCCCGCGGAGGACAGCCGCAUACGCCUGACUGCCCGACGCUGUCCUAUCUGAGCCCUGGCCACACACAGCAAGAAAGAUACAUCUGACCAGUCUCAACGUCAGCGUAUUUCCCCUCUCGCCCUGGCUUCCAGGCAUCUCUGAAAUAUGUCCCACCUGUGCAGCUAUGUGACUCCCUGCCGCACACACUUAGACACCUCUGCAUGCAGUUGGAGUCACUGUCACAAGCUGGCAGGCACUGGUGAGGAGACACUGACGAGACUCUUUUAUUUCGCCUCUCUCCUUGGCUGCCAGGAAGCUCAUAGCUAUUUUUUUUUUUUGAGAUGGAGUCUCGCUCUGUCGCCCAGGCUGGAGUGCAGUGGCUGGAUCUCAGCUCACUGCUAGCUCCGCCUCCUG